Molecule: messenger RNA, 408 nt
Organism: Aspergillus fijiensis CBS 313.89
Lineage: Eukaryota; Fungi; Ascomycota; Eurotiomycetes; Eurotiales; Aspergillaceae
Exons: 1
Coding region: 1-408 (135 amino acids)
Source: RefSeq, a predicted model, not a curated record
AUGUCUCACAACGUCUUAAUUACUGGAGUGUCGGGCUACCUGGGAGGGACAUUCCUCGCUCGACUAUCAACUCCGCUGUUGCCCGGCCUCAGCGAAAGCUUUGCUCUGGUCAAGACAGAUGCACAGGGUGAAGCCUGUCGACGGUAUGGUGCGGAGCCCCUGCGGUUCGACGCGUACAGCCAAACAGCCAUUCGCACCGCGAUUAUCGAAAACCAGAUCGCAAUCGCCUAUUUCAUGAUCGACUGCGACAAAUUCGAGAACCAGGAGGGUUUCAUUCAGGCACUUUCUGAGUCUCCGCCUCUGCUUUGGUUUCGACACCAAACAUCUCGUUUGCAAGGUGUACACAUACCGUCGAACGUGGGAAGAGCAUUGGGUGGGCGCCUCAAUACCGGCCUCAGCAUAUCUUAA